Molecule: messenger RNA, 495 nt
Organism: Mesitornis unicolor (brown roatelo)
Lineage: Eukaryota; Metazoa; Chordata; Aves; Mesitornithiformes; Mesitornithidae
Product: lactosylceramide 4-alpha-galactosyltransferase-like
Exons: 1
Biological process (GO): protein O-linked glycosylation
Molecular function (GO): acetylglucosaminyltransferase activity
Source: RefSeq, a predicted model, not a curated record
CUUAAGAACUUAAAGAACCUCACCAAUGCCCUUGGUAUGCAGUCUCAGGAUGAACUAAAUGGGGCCUUUCUGUCCUUUGAACCCAAGCAUGAGUUUAUGGACCUUUGCAUGCAGGACUUUGUGGAUAACUACAAUGGCUGGAUCUGGACACAUCAGGGCCCAAAGCUCUUAACACGUGUUUUCAAGAAGUGGUGCUCCAUCAGCAAUAUCCAGAACAACAUGACCUGCAAAGGUGUGAGUGCUCUUUCCCCAGAAAGCUUUUAUCCUAUUCACUGGAAGGACUGGAAGAAGUUAUUUGAAGCAAUCAGCUCCUCAGAGCUUCACAAGCUCCUUAAGAACACCUAUGCCGUGCACAUGUGGAACAAACUGAGCCACGGGACAAGGCUAGAGAUCACAUCCCAGGCUUUGCUGGCUCAGCUGCAUUCUCAGUACUGCCCUGCCACAUAUGCGAAGAUGAAGAAGGAGUCUGAAGAGCAGUCAGGGCCUGCAGUGUGA